Pectinophora gossypiella (pink bollworm) is the source of this 2891-nucleotide messenger RNA. RefSeq lists its product as uncharacterized. Gene Ontology annotation, molecular function: carbohydrate binding. The transcript has 4 exons. NCBI's taxonomy places the organism in Eukaryota, Metazoa, Arthropoda, Insecta, Lepidoptera, Gelechiidae. The record is from RefSeq and is a predicted model, not a curated record. Bases 326 to 886 code for a protein of 186 amino acids.
CUGGACCACGCACAUCAAAUUUAGAGAACAAGUUUUCGUUUUUACUGCGUCUCGUCUCGGCAUUUACUAUGCAGCGUCGUGGGAGCGAGUACGAGCUACUCGAUUCAUUACACCACCAGUAUUAACAGUAGUCUUCACCCACGAAUACGUGUACAGUGCCGCGACAGACAUACCGAGGUUAUGCAGCAUCGGUGUGUUUAUUUUCCAAAUUACGUCACCUCCUAAAUCACUAGAUCGAUCUAAAACAGGUAGUUGUUGAUGAAUAUCUCUUAUAAGACUGACGUGUAGUGUAGUGAAGUUAAUCCGUGUUCGGCCAAAAAUAAAAAUGUUGAAAGCUUGUUGGGAUUGCAUAUCCGGGGCUAUCGAUAAUAGAAAUCAAGUGCAGAAUGAGGAGUCGUACGGUGUUCAUUUGAACGGGAACACGCAAGGGGCACCGCCUUGGCCACAGCCGCAGACAGAAAACGAGACAAUGUUCCUGCUGCCGAGAAAACUACAAUAUGAGGACAACAUCCUGAUCUCAGGGCAAAUGACAAACCAGCCGCAAUUGCUUACAGUAAACCUGGUAACAGAUUCAAAUGGAAUGCCAGACUAUCAAAACAUUGCCUGUCAAGUAGAGGUGCGAUUUAACGAAGACAAAACUUACUUAAAAACAAUAAUAAAUGGAAAUGUAGAAACUAUAAAUUCAGAUAGUCCAUCAGAAUUGUUUGGAGAUUCUUCAUUUGAUUUUGAGUUUAAGAUAACCUAUCGGGGUCCUGCUGUGGAAAUCUACAAAGGGGAUUCAUACCUUGGGCAGGUAGACCUGAAGCACAGUAUAGACUAUAUCAGAUAUCUGACUGUAUACGGUGAUGUACAAAAAGUUAAUAAGUUAGAAUUUAAAUUUGUAUAAUUUAGAUACUUACAAGGUUGUAUAAAAAGUAUUGAUUUUAUUGCAUUCAUAGAAAUAUAUUUGUUAGUAUGUAUUUGAUAUUGAGUCCCUGCUAUCUUAUCAUCACACUAUAGAAAAUGCAGGACAACUAGAUUAUUGAGCAUGAGUAUUCAGAUUACUGAGUAAUAUAAUAAUAAUAAUAAUUACAUUUAAAAAUUAUUACUUAGUUCAUGAAAUAACUAAUAAUAAAUAGUUUUAUUCAUUUGUUCUCAUUAGUUUGAUCGUCGAAGUUGAAAAUUAAAGUCUCAUUGGUUCUACUGCAUUUACUUGAGUUACUACUAGUUGAACCUCGUUUUUUGACUCUGGUAUAUUCUAUUCGCCCAGACAACAUGUAAAUCUGCAAAAUUUUGCUAAAAACAUAGCAAAAUACUGAAGUGCAAUAAGUGUCACUUUAAUUCUCGCUACUUCGACCGUCGAACAAAAUGGGAAUGAAAUCUCACUACCUAUAGUUCAACGGUCGAACUAAUGAAUCAAACUAGUGAGAAGACCAAUUUUAUUUUGACGUUAUUUAUUAUAGCGCAUUUAUUACCCAGUGAUACCUAUCUUGACAUUGCAUUUAGUUUUGUGAAGACACAAAUAAGUGUGUGUUAUUUCAUUAUUCCAUAGUUCAAUUCAUGUAAUUUAAUGAUUGACUAUUUUAAUUUAUUAGCGAUUUUUAUUUAUAAAUACCCUAGUGAUUGAACAUUUAUUAUACCUACAGAGCAGAUAUAAUAUAGUAUACUUAAUUUAUUUUAUUACCUAAUUAUUUUUAUAGUUAUAAGUAUAACACUUGUUGUGCGGCUUAAUGUCUUUCUAUGUUUAGUCAUCGAGAAAAUCCCACCAUAAAGUAUAGAAUAUAUUUUUUAUGUUGUAGGUAUAUACAUACCUAUUAUUUCAUGUUAAGGAUAUGAUAAUUGUUACUAAAAUGAUAGAAACUACAGAACGUGUUAUAGACAUAAUUCAUCUAAACUUGAUGAGCAACAUAUUUGUAUGUGCAAGAAUAAUUACCGAAAAAAAGUUUUGAAAAUUUUGUAUUAAAAUACAAAAAUAACCAUUUUUAAAGUCCGUAAAAAACUGACAAUAAAUAUCAUUUUAUAAUAGGUAGGUAGCUAAUGAUUUUGCAGUAUUUUCUGUAGUGUGACUAUGCUUCUAAAUACUCUAGAAAGUGGCCUUACAUUAAUUAUGUCUAGUAUUUAAUUAAGAACUAUUAGAGAAUUAGAAUUCCUGUUUUACUGCAUGUAUUCGCAUUCAUAAGCUGUGCUUAUAAAUAGGUUAAGGUAAAAAGAUCCAGAAACAGAACUUAUCUGCAUUGCAAUUAAUAUUGUAAACACUGUAUGACGUGGACCCGGGAUUUCUUCAUUCAUAAAUCUCUGUUUCCUUAUAUAAUAUGCCAUGUUAUUUGUUAUGCUUUGACAUAAAUUGUAAAUUAUUUAUAUCAUUUCGUUACGUUAUUAGUUGUAGGUACUUUUUCAGCAGCUAUCAGUAUGAAUUCAAUGUAUACAAUACUAGCUACUAAAGUAGCUGGGAUGGUUUUAAGAAAUGAAUAUCCCUGCAUGUGCGGCAAAGAGAACGCUUCUUUGUGCCUAUUACAAAAAAUAUGACUGAACAUAUCAAAUACAGCUAAAUAUUACUGUUUUUAGCGGUAUGUGUUAAGAUACUUGUACCGUAGUAACUAUACUACGUAAACAGAAGGCCCCUCGUCAUACUAGAAUAGCAGCCGCUAAAACGCGCGCAAAUGGAACGCCAAAAGCGAGCACAUGUCACAAUAUACGAAUAUAUGGCCCCUAACGAAACUACUAAAACGUGGCGAGUAUUGGUACUACUAAAUUUAAAAUGUAUGGAAGGGACCACUUUUUUACUCUUUUUAAGUAUAUAAAAUGAUAUUUAAUCCGGUCUUUUGUUUUCGGAUAUCUUAGCCAGCCAGUGAAAAAUGCCUCGACCAACAUAAGUGAAAGCAUAUUGAUUAAUAAAAAAACUGCUUAAUUAA